AUGGAUCUCGAAGGAAAACCCAGCUGCUGUGACAUAAAACAAAUAAGUGUCGGUCUCUACAAGCUAUCAAUAACCCUGUUCUUUCUAUCUGUCAUCUUCAUUCUGCAAAAGACCUUCCGUUCUAGAUUGCCUCCAGGUCCGUUACAACUGCCUAUUCUUGGUAACAUUCACCCGAGCUCUCGGUAUAAUCCAUGGCUGAGGUUCCAACGCUGGCACGAGAAAUACGGGCCAAUUUACAGUCUUCGUUAUGGGAGCCAGACGGUUGUUGUUGUUGGAUCGCACAAACCAGUGAAGGACCUCCUUGAACGUCGCGCCGAUAUUUACAGUUCUAGACCCGCCUAUCGUUAUGGCAAUCGCUAUAUGUCCCGCGGCCUUCAUACCGUUCUACUUCCUUACGGGCCUCAAUGGAGAACGCACCGUCGCAUCCAGAACGCAGCUGUAAAGGAUAGCAUGAUCUCGGGCUAUCGCCAGAUCCAGGACAUUGAGAGUUUGCAGCUUCUGCAUGACUUGUUGGAAGCCGAAGACUUCUCUCCACAUUUCCAUCGCUACUCUUCCGGUGUAAUCUUUGGCAUCCUUUACGGAAAAAGACUGGAGCAUCAUGAUCAAGGCGAAAUACAACAAAUCCGGGACCUAGCCGACGCUACUCUGGAUGCAAUGACCCAGAGAUACGCCAUACUCAUAGACCUGUUUCCCUGGCUGGACUACAUUCCCCGCGUGCUAGCGCCUUGGAAGCGAAAGGGCGAGGAGAUACAUGAAGAAGCGCUUCGCCAUUUUACAAAAAACCUCUUCACUGCUGCGCUAUCGCGGCGUUGGAAUGCAGUGCAGGAAGCCUCCAGCAUAGGGGAUGCCCAGUCACUGGAUAUUGAAGAACUUAGUUAUAUCUUCGGUAUACUUCACGCGGGUGGUGACGAGGCGGCUGCAGAAACUCUCCGAAACUUUGUCAUGGCGUCUGUUCUGCAUCCGAAAACGGUUGCAGAGGCCCAGCGUGAGAUCGAUAAGGUCGUUGGAUCGUGCCCAACUCGCUUACCAACAUUUGACGACCUUCCUAACCUGCCAUAUGUCCGUGCAAUCGUCCAGGAGGUUCUGCGGUGGCGACCGACGUUCCCACUUGGCUUGCCUCAUGCUGUCAGCCAAGAUCAUGAGUAUAUGGGUUAUUCUAUACCCAAGGGGACUGUCAUUAUUCCCAACCAGUGGGCGCUUAACCGCGAUGAGCACCUGUUCCCGGAACCAGAAGAGUACAGACCCGACAGAUGGCUAGCAGUCGAAAAUGGUAGCCAUAGUUCUCCUUCACGCACAGCUCAGUGGGAUUCACUGGCAUCCUUCGGGUUUGGGAAACGAUCGUGCCCGGGAGAAAAACUAGCGAGAAACUCAUUAAACCUGGCAGUAGCUCGCCUACUCUGGGGGUAUAAUUUCCGCCACAAGGUCACUGAACACGGCGACACAGUUCACAUUGAUCCGUGGAGUUACACGCAGAAAUUGAUGGCUGUUGCAUCCCCAUUCGAAGCGCACAUCACAGUACGAAGUCAAGAUCAUGAAAGCCUAAUCAAAUCUAUGUGGUCAGGUGCAGAGAAAGAUAUAGGGGUUAUCCUAGACCAGAUCAGGCCCAAAAAAGGACUGGCUUAG
Molecule: messenger RNA, 1623 nt
Organism: Penicillium canescens
Lineage: Eukaryota; Fungi; Ascomycota; Eurotiomycetes; Eurotiales; Aspergillaceae
Product: cytochrome P450
Exons: 1
Coding region: 1-1623 (540 amino acids)
Molecular function (GO): iron ion binding; heme binding; monooxygenase activity
Source: RefSeq, a predicted model, not a curated record